AUGUCACGCGAAGAUGAAGACAGUAUUUUCCAUCAGCCUGUCACCAGAAGUUAUGCGUAUUUUACGCCAAAUAUGUUCUCCUCAACAGAAAAGCCUCGCGCUGUAGGUUCUAACGGAGAAAUAUCUACGCCCAGCUGGUUCCGCUAUGCUAAUAUCGACGGCCCAAAUCAAAAUUAUGCGCCGAUGCCUCCGGGCUAUCAAUGGGAAGUUGAAUACUAUCGCCGCGAAGAUGGAAAUCUCAUAACACAGCCGGUUUUGUCAAGAUUGCCGGCGAUCGAGUUUAUUUCAGCCAAGGAAUUCGUCCUAAACAAUUAUGUCGCAAUAAAUAUCAGUGAGGACCAGCUAACAGAUGAGGGUAUUGAAGACAUAUCGUCAGACGAGGAGAUGUACUCAAAGGGCACUCUUCACAAUGGUGUCAUCGAGGAAGAUUACGAAAGUAGAUUCUGGACUCGACAAAGCCUUUCCGAGACACCACAUGCCCUGAUUGGGGAAAGAAUUACUAGAGAUGAAGACUGGGUCGCAUUGCGCUCGCAAGAUGUCAACCCGAUCUGGAGCACUUCAGAGGCCUUUGAACGUGUCUCGAUGACAAAUAGCGAGCUAGAGGCCCUGAUCACACUCGAAUGCAACGGCACAAAGCGAGCUGACAGUCGCUAUGCGUCCGUUUUUUCCAUGGAUGGCGAUCCCGAAAAAGACACAGUCGAGAAGAACCACAGUGAUAGGUAUGUCUCGAUUGUACAUAAAAGCGACUCUAUUAAACAAAACUCUUGUCUUGAAGACGUUGAUAAGCAGAUCCUUUGA
Messenger RNA from Verruconis gallopava, 798 nucleotides. RefSeq lists its product as uncharacterized. Lineage: Eukaryota; Fungi; Ascomycota; Dothideomycetes; Venturiales; Sympoventuriaceae. The record is from RefSeq and is a predicted model, not a curated record. Bases 1 to 798 code for a protein of 265 amino acids. The transcript is spliced from 2 exons.